AUGGCGAGUCCGCAGUCGGAACUGUUUGCUAGGACUCCGGGUUCCGGGAGAGCUCUGUCGAUUACACCAGGCGCUAGGAUUCUGCAGAGCCCUUUCAGUGAUGAAGCGAUCUGGAAGCGUCUUAAAGAGGCUGGCUUUGAUGAGGAGUCGAUUAAACGAAGGGACAAGGCUGCGCUCAUUGCCUAUAUUGCUAAGCUUGAAGCCGAGCAUUUGCAAAAUAAUGGAAUUGAAGAUUCAGAUUUUCAAUAUGCCCAAUUAGGAGCGAAAGAAAAUAUAGAUCACCUUUCUGCAUUUCUUGUUACUCUUUCUGUUCGCUUUGAUUAUCUGGCAAGCGGAGUUUUUAAGUUUGUGGUGUUGCGCUGGAGAUAG
Prunus armeniaca (apricot) is the source of this 369-nucleotide messenger RNA. Lineage: Eukaryota; Viridiplantae; Streptophyta; Magnoliopsida; Rosales; Rosaceae. The record is from the annotation of a GenBank genome assembly.